This is a messenger RNA of Oryza brachyantha (malo sina), 1598 nucleotides long. RefSeq names its product amino acid transporter AVT6C-like. NCBI's taxonomy places the organism in Eukaryota, Viridiplantae, Streptophyta, Magnoliopsida, Poales, Poaceae. The coding region runs from base 19 to 1386 and encodes 455 amino acids. Gene Ontology annotation, biological process: amino acid transmembrane transport. Gene Ontology annotation, molecular function: amino acid transmembrane transporter activity. The transcript is spliced from 5 exons. The record is from RefSeq and is a predicted model, not a curated record.
CUGAGAACCCCACCGAAAAUGACUCUGCCGGCGGCGAGCACGGACAAGAGCGCCGGCGCCGGCGGGGUGGGCGAGCCGCUGCUGCCGGAGUCAUCCGGCGGCGGGCACGGGGCGUCGGUCCUCGGCGCGGUGUUCAACGUGUCGACGAGCAUCAUCGGCGCCGGCAUCAUGUCGAUCCCUGCGGCAAUGCGGGUGCUCGGGGUGGUCCCCGCGCUCCUCCUCAUCUUCGCCGUCGCCGCCCUCUCCGACUCCUCCGUGGAGUUCAUGCUGCGGUACACGGGCUGGGACAGCGGCCCGCCGUCGUACGCAGGGAUCAUGGGCGACGCGUUCGGCCGCGCCGGCGCCAAGGUGCUCAACGUCUGCAUCGCCUUCACCACCACCGGCACCCUCGUCGUCUACCUCAUCAUCAUCGGGGAUGUGAUGUCUGGAAGCGUUGGGGCAGGGGACGAGCACGCCGGCGUUCUGCGGGAGCUGUUCGGACCUCAGUGGUGGACGGCGAGGGAGCUUGUCAUUCUGGCCACGGCCGUUGUCGUUCUGCUGCCGCUCGUGCUCCGCCGCCGCGUCGAUUCCCUGAGGUUCACGUCGGCCGUGUCCAUCCUACUGGCGGUGGUGUUCAUGCUCAUCAGCCUGGGCAUCGCGGUGUACGCCCUCAUCAGGGGCACCGCGAAGAUGCCGCGGCUGCUCCCGGACUUCUCUCGCCUCUCUUCUCCGUUCGAGCUCUUCACCGCCGUCCCAGUAAUAGUCGUCGCCUUUACAUUCCACUUCAACGUGCACCCGAUCCGAGCGGAGCUGAGCAAGACGUCGGACAUGAAGGCGGCCGUGCGAAUCUCCCUCGUGCUCUGCGCCGUCAUCUACGCGGCGGUGGGGUUCUUCGGCUUCCUCCUGUUCGGGGACGCCACAAUGGCCGACGUGCUCGCCAACUUCGACCGCAGCUCCGGCGCCGGAGUCCCGCAGGCGCUCAACGACGCGGCGCGCCUCAGCUACGCGCUGCACCUCGUGCUAGUCUUCCCGCUGAUCCACUUCUCGCUCCGCGUCAACGUCGACGAGCUCCUGUUCCCGGGGCGGCGGCCGCUGGCCACGGACACGCGCCGGUUCAUCACGCUCACGGCCGUGCUCAUGGCGGUGCUCUACGCGCUCGCCAUCGCCAUCCCCAGCAUCUGGACGCUCUUCGAGUACUCCGGCUCAACCUUCGCCGUCUGCAUCUCGUUGAUCUUCCCCGGCGCCAUCGUUCUCAGGGAUGCUCAUGGGAUAGCGAAGCGGAAAGACAAGGUAUUGGCGGCGACGAUGAUCACUCUGGCCGUGAUCACGAGCAGCAUUGCCAUCGCCUCCAACAUCAUGAGCUCCAUCAACGGCAAGGUGGAAGGGGGCCAUGCCGCAGAUAGGUAGCAUGCGGAAUCUUGGUUUGUUGUCUGUAGCUUUCUUCUGUUUUUAUGUAUUUUAUCUGGGUGAGAUUGGCUCAGAAGGGAUGCAUGCAGGCCAUGGCAGUUGUAUACUUGUGCGCGUUGUAAGGAUUUGGCGGCAGCUCAUUGUUGUAUACUUGUACCAGUAAGACACAACCGUGUACGUAUAGUGGAAUAAUUAACUUUUUGCCACUCUUA